This is a messenger RNA of Anastrepha obliqua, 4252 nucleotides long. Its product is annotated as E3 ubiquitin-protein ligase ZNRF1. The transcript is spliced from 5 exons. Lineage: Eukaryota; Metazoa; Arthropoda; Insecta; Diptera; Tephritidae. Bases 1045 to 2013 code for a protein of 322 amino acids. The record is from RefSeq and is a predicted model, not a curated record.
UUGUCUUUCCCGAAAAAUGUCGACUUGCUGUCAAAGUUUGCUACAAAAAUACAAAGAAUUCGUAAAUUAACCAAAUGUUUCCUCCGUAAAUCAAAAAAUUUCAUUCAAAAUAAAAAAACAAAACAAUCGCCCAAAAACGACGAAAGGCAUACAAAAUUUAGAGGCAAAUGUCAAAACGAACGGACACGUAAAGUCAGGCCAGGGAAAAAGAAAAUUUUGUGUUUUCAACAACAAGGCGCUGAAAAACAGACAGACAGUAAAUUAGCGAAAUAACUUGCAGUGGAGCAGCAGCAGCAGCAGCAGCAACGGAGGCGAGAGGCAACAGCAGCAUCAGCGGUGGCAGUGACAGCUUAUGAGAGGGAAAUCAUAAUUACUAAAUUGGCCAAUUGCUUUUUAUCUAAGAAAAAAUUCGUGGCUUAAAGUUUCAAAUAUUGAAUAGUAAUCGUGUAGUUACCGAUAAAAACUUACAUCAACGUACCCAAAUCGGUGACAGUCAUCGCUGUUUGCAAUUUUGUGUUGUUGCUGCUGCACGCAAAGGCAUUCAACGACACGUAAGGUGAAGCAGUUGCAAAUUGACUUUUGCAGUAAAGGAAUAAAAGCACAUCUCGAACGCCGCCACCAGUUAGCAGCGUUUCAGCAAAUAGAAUACGGCGAACUACGGUUAGUAGAUUUCCUUUGUCUGAAUACAAUGUGCAUUUCAUUGGGAUCUGAGUAAUCUGCCAAUACCGCCGCUUACCAACUCUGUACCCACACUCCUCACAUGUAAGGGCACCUGUCAUAGCGCAUAGAAUUCCAGUAAACAUAACAAAGAGCUCGACUUGAGAUUGUUUAAUACAUAUGCGCUUGCCAGCGAUUUUGGCAUAAAAAAUAUAAAUGGAAUAAUUUGACAUUUGUAUGACGCAAUUAAGGCGUUAAAAUAAUAAUUGGAAUUCCCAAGAUAAAUUUCUAACGCACAAGAAAUAGAACAUAUACACGUUUCGAAAUAGGAUAGCACCGUACGCUAAUACACACACGCACGCGAAGAACAAAACUGAAACCCAACGAAUGGGCGCAAAGGCGAGUACUCCGACAGCCAGCGGCCAAAGCCCACGUUCGCGUACCUUUUCCAGCAGUUCAACUGGAACGGACGCUGCACAAACCGCGUCCAAUAGUGGUCUGGGCAGUGCUUCAACUGGUGCCGAUGGCGGCCAGGGCUUCAACUUGUUGCGUACACUGCCCAGCUUGCAGGUGCAACAUCACGUCCAAAAUUCGAGCAUCGACCGGCAGAGAGCACGUAGUUUAAGUUCAGUACCGGACAUUCACAAUCAACAACAUGGCACCUCGAAUACCUCUUGUGUUGUAGGGGGACCGCAUACACAUCCAGCUGUCAGCACAGCGCCCAGUAGCAAUGCAUUUGGUUUGUCCUCACAAGCGCACUCCUCAGCUGCUGCCAACUAUCUGCAACAUCAGCAUUAUCCACUUGGAGGCGAUGGUAGUAUUCGUAUGAGUGUGCCCGUCAGUAGCAGUUCGUUUCAUGACAACUCGCUUAUGCUGAAUGGUGGAAGUGGUGGUGGUCUCAGUGCUGGUGGCCGUGGCCUCGUGAGCGGACCGCAUUCGCAUACGCUAAACUUUGAAGAGUUGCAGGACGCUUCAGCAGCAGGCGCAAAUUUUGUUGAGAGCAUUGCAUUGGCGGCAUCCUCAUCUAGUGGCGCGAGCGGUAUUGGGCGCGUCUACACCGCAACGUCGCUGCCAUCGCAUAUUUGGUCAUUUAAUGGUAUUAAGUGUCCAGUAUGUAACAAAUUUGUGUUGCCCGACGAUAUUGAAUGCCAUUUAGUUAUGUGCCUCACCAAGCCACGACUGUCAUACAAUGAGGAUGUUUUAUCCGAUGCUAAGGGCGAAUGCGUAAUUUGCUUAGAAGAUUUGAAUCCCGGUGAUAUUAUUGCGCGAUUGCCGUGCUUGUGUAUUUAUCAUAAAGGCUGCAUCGAUCGAUGGUUCGAGGUGAAUCGAUCUUGCCCCGAGCAUCCCGGCGACUAGUUGAACCUCACAAACAGUUUUAGAGAGGGACAUGAAUUGGAAUCAUAACUAAUCAAUGUAUUGAGUAAUAAUGAACCUAGUGAUAUAAUCUAUAUUCAAAAAAUAAUAAAAUAGAAAUUAGUUGUAAAUUCUUUUUUAUACUGUGACGUAAAAAUAGGCGAACAUAAUAACAUAAACUUUAAAUUAAAAAAAAAAAUUAAAACAAACAAAAAAAUAACAAUUGAGGAAGUAAAAGAAAAACCUAGCAAAGAAACAUUGAAAACUAAAAAAAGUUUAAAAAAUGCAAACAUAAGAAAACAUAAAAUAUAUAGAGUAUGUUCGUAAUUUCUGUGUGUCUUAUCGUUUAUGAAUAUGAAUAUACAAUAGUUUUGUUGUGAUUUAAAUUGUAUUGUAUAUAUUAUAUAAAUUAUGUCAAGUCGAGAAGUGUUAGACGGCAUGAGCAUACAUAAGUAAUAGAUAGUAGAAGAUACCAACGCAGCAACAACUCAACUAAAUUAAAAUCAACUCAACUCCAAUGCAACCUACCAAACAGGGUAAAUGCAAAGCCAUGUUUUGUUCAAUGAAACUUAACAGAACGAACACCAACAACAGCAACAACAAUAACAACGACUAAGUAUUAUUGGAAGCAAUGCUGAAGGCGCAUGUCAAUGGAUUACAAAAAGGUGCUGCACACUGCGGCCCAGUGUGCGUUAGUUAUUUGAUUGUGAUUGCCUAUAUUAAGUUUUUGUCUAUGAUUUUUGCUCAUUUCACGUUAACUGUUUUUGAUUUGGCUUAAAUUAUACGCAUACAUACUUACAUACACGCAAACAAAAACAAAUGGAAACUCAAAAAAAUAUAUAUAUUAUAGUUUUUAGUGUAGGUAAUGUUGUGAAUUGAGAAGUAAGAUACGUUUUUGUUGAGCCAAUAACUCCCCGCCGCAAUGAGAAAUCACAUACAAACACUCAUAAUUAUAUAAAAAAAGAUAUGCACAUACACAUAUAAAAAGCAAAGUAUGUAUGUGAGUCAAGUGAAGAUGCUGGAUGUCUGCACGUCAAAUGGAUGGGGAGGUGAAAUGGUGGUAGAGAUGUAUAGCGUUAGGACGAUGAGGCAUUAGUUGAAAGUACACUUUACUCAAAAUGUCAAUAUCAUUUGGUUAAAAAAAUAAUAAGAAAUAAAAACUAAAAACUAAAAUCAACAAUUAAAAAUUAAGAAAGUACGCGUAUAAUUUUAUUGAUGAGGGUUAAAUUAAGUUUAACUGGAUAUACAAGCAUACAUACAUAUAAACUAUAUUUACAUAUAAACAUAGCUAUGUAAUUUAAGUUUAGGCUCGAAAGAAUGGUCAUUAAAUGUCCACAAAUUAAGCAAGAAACAAAUAAAGAUAAAUGCAUGUAAACUGAAGAUAAAAACAAUAACUAAACCUAAAUGAAACUCACAAAUAGGAAUCACAAAAAAGGGGGAAAUAAAAUAAAAAUAGCGAACAAGUAACAAAAUAUUAAUAAAGCAAGAUAUUGUAACGCAUUUCACCGUAGUUGGAUACAAAAAAAACGCAUAACGCAAUGUAGGAAAAAAUCAGUAAACAAAAUACAAAAAUGCCAGUAUAAAUCGGAUGUUAGUAAAACAAAAAGAAAGAAAUCGAAGCAAACGUGAAAAUCUUGUCAAGCAUAUACCAAAUCAUUAUUAAGCGUAGCAGUUAAAUUUGUACAUACAUACAUACAAACAUAGCAUAGCAACAUUCAUACACUAAAAUACAUACAUAUUUAUAUACACAAGUAAAUUAGAAGUACAUAAAGAAAUAACAAGAAAGAAAUUCACACAAAUCUAAAGAUCAUAAAAAUUUAAAUUGAAAAUGCAGUUAAAAACGAAUUUAGAAAUGCAUUAAGGAUCAACAAAAUUUAAAAAAAAAAAAAACAGAAGAAAACGAACGCAUUAUUGUAAUAAUCUUUAUGUGCUUGUACGUUGCUGUAUGUGAAAUGUAUUUGUAUUUGUUUUUUACCAAUCAGAAUUGUUGCUAAAUUACUAAAAAAAUAUAACACAAAUGAAAAAAAAAUUAAAAAAAAAACAUGAAGAGGUGAACAGAAAUAGUUAUGGAGACAAUGUUUGAACCCAUUUUAUCUUGGUUAUGUUUUAAAUUUGUUUCCAUGUAUUGUAUUUUUUAUGUUUCAAUAUUAAACGAUUUUUUACACUAAUAUUAACCUAUUUCUGAAUAUUGAAGCAACAAUAAGAGAAUUAUUUAAGUAAACCGAUAAAGCGUUUUAACGUA